This is a messenger RNA of Eutrema salsugineum, 1536 nucleotides long. Its product is annotated as probable protein phosphatase 2C 42. The transcript is spliced from 4 exons. Gene Ontology annotation, molecular function: protein serine/threonine phosphatase activity; cation binding. Gene Ontology annotation, biological process: protein dephosphorylation. NCBI's taxonomy places the organism in Eukaryota, Viridiplantae, Streptophyta, Magnoliopsida, Brassicales, Brassicaceae. The coding region runs from base 179 to 1324 and encodes 381 amino acids. The record is from RefSeq and is a predicted model, not a curated record.
GGGUUUUCUCUUUCUCUCUCUCCCAUCAUUCUCCCCCGAUCUAUUUCCAUUUCAUUUCAUCCUCCAAAUCCCGCUCCUUUUUUUUUGUUUUGAAUCGAAACCCUAAAGGAGUAACCCCGAGUCUUACGGUUCCGGGAUUGGGUUUUGGGGUUAGGGUGGGGUUUCUGAGAGAUGUUGAAUGUCAGGUUCAUUGAUGAAUCUGUUUUCUCUCUGCUUCAAGCCAUUCGGGCACAUCUGCGAUAACUCUGAGGCCGGAUCGGGUGGCGUCUCAGGCGGAAGCGGCGGUGAAGGCAAAGACGGACUUCUCUGGUUCCGUGAUCUCGGUAAAUAUUGCGGCGGAGAAUUUUCCAUGGCUGUGAUUCAAGCCAAUCAGGUACUCGAAGAUCAGAGCCAGAUCGAAUCCGGAAACUUCGGUACAUUUGUCGGCGUCUACGACGGCCAUGGUGGUCCUGAAGCUGCUCGUUAUGUCUGCGAUAAUCUCUUCAACCAUUUUCGAGAAAUAUCAGCGGAAACACAAGGAGUUGUGACAAGAGAGACGAUACAAAGAGCCUUUCAUGCGACAGAAGAAGGAUUCGCUUCUAUUGUGUCAGAGCUGUGGAGUACGAUGCCCAAUUUGGCUACUGUUGGCACUUGCUGUUUAGUCGGAGUGAUAUAUCAGAACACUCUUUUCGUGGCAAGCCUCGGAGAUUCACGGGUUGUUCUCGGAAAAAAAGGCAACUGUGGCGGACUCUCUGCUAUCCAGUUGUCGAGCGAACACAACGCCAACAACGAGGAUAUUCGUUGGGAACUCAAGGACUUGCAUCCUGAUGACCCGCAGAUCGUUGUGUUCAGGCAUGGAGUUUGGAGAGUUAAGGGCAUCAUUCAGGUUUCGAGAUCUAUAGGAGAUAUGUACAUGAAACGGCCAGAGUUUAACAGGGAGCCAAUCAAUCAAAAGUUCAGACUUGCAGAGCCAAUGAAGAGACCGUUGAUGUCUGCAACCCCGACGAUACUAUCUCAUCCUCUGCACCCUAAUGAUUCGUUCCUCAUAUUUGCAUCCGAUGGUCUUUGGGAACAUCUGAGCAACGAAAAAGCAGUUGAGAUUGUUCAUAAUCAUCCCCGCGCUGGAAGCGCAAAGAGACUGAUAAAAGCGGCUCUUCACGAGGCAGCGAGGAAAAGAGAGAUGAGAUAUUCAGAUCUAAGGAAGAUUGACAAAAAAGUGAGGCGCCAUUUUCAUGAUGACAUCACAGUAAUAGUUGUGUUCUUGAACCAUGACCUCAUCUCCAGAGGCCACACCAACUCAACUCAAGACUCACCACUCUCUAUCCGGAGUGCUCUUGAACACUGAAAACAUAAAAAAAGAAUUACAAAACAUUUUAAAAAUGUUUCUUCCUUCUCUUACUUGGUUAUAUGACUUUUGCCUAGAAGGUAAUAAGAAACUGGGCAAGUUCUGAAAAAAAAAAGUGAAAACGACAUCUUACGUAAUGAGUUGUUGUAUUAAGCGGCUUAUAAAGUCUGCACAGUUCUGUUCUGUUGACUAAAGUUUCUUGUUCUCAGUCU